AUGACGGUAGCAGUAGACCCAGUCUCCGUGGCCGAGCGCCAAAUCGUCGCUGAACACCAACUUCGCGAGAAAGUCAUCAACGAGGAGUUCAAAAUCUGGAAGAAAACCGUCCCGCUCCUCUAUGACACCAUCCAUACCCAUGUCUUAGAGUCGCCGCUGUUGUCGGUGCAGUUCUUGCCCAACUACACGGUUUCCGAAAACAAAAACAAAAUCUCGGUCCAGGCUUUGUUUGGAUCAAACACCUCUGGAAGAGAGCAAGACCAUGUGAAGUUGGUUCUGUUGGAUUUACCUAGUACGCUAGCUCCAGACUUUAGUACUUUUGCCGUGGGUGACAGCAUACCGAUCCCUAUGAAUGGAGAUGGUUUGGACUCGUUCAAGGUAUUGCAAUCGUGGAAACAUCCGGGUGAGGUCAACAAAAUCAAAGUCUCUCCCAACGGAGAGAAAUGGAUUACUUUCGAUAAUCAGGGCCUUGUCCACUUGUAUAACCGCAAGGACGAGUCUCCCGUGGACUUUUCCUACCACACUAGUGAGGGGUAUGCGUUGGAAUGGGUUUCUGAUAUGGAGUUUUUGUCUGGAGCCAACGAUUCUCGGAUUGCGCUUUGGGAUAUCAAAGAUGCCUCUAAGCCCCUCAAGGAAUUCAAUUCUCACACAGCAGUGAUCAAUGAUAUCAGCUUCAGCCCAGCCGCGAAGGUGCUCUUCGGUUCUGUGGCUGACGACUUCAACACAUAUAUCCACGAUCUUCGUUCACCAGAAGAGUCUCCCGCAAUCAAAAUCUCCACAAACCACAUCCAGAACGCCAUAUCUUUCCAUCCGCUAUUAUCAUCGCUUUUUGCCACAGGCGGAAAAGAUAACGUGGUGAAUUUGUACGACGCCAGAAACACUAAGGAACCAUUCAGAAAGCUCUUCGGUCACAACGAUUCGGUGGUGGGCUUAACGUGGGACACUUGCUACGAUCCCAACUUCUUGUACUCGUGGGGAUUGGACAAGCGGGUCAUUAACUGGGACUUGAGUAAGUUGUCCGAGGAAGUCACCUACCCAUCUUCCGAAGCCUCUGAAUCCAAAAGAAGAACCAGAGUUACUGAAGAUCCAUGUUUGGCGUUCAUUCACGGUGGCCACACUAGCAGAAUCAACGAGUUGAGUGUUCAUCCCAAGAUCCCAAAUCUUUUCGCAACUGUUGGCGAUGACAACUUGCUAGAGGUUUACAAGUCAAAGACACUUUUGGAGGAGGAAGAGGAUGAAGAAGAGGAAGAGAAGGAGGAGGCGGAGGAAGAAGAAAAGGACGAUGCUGAGGAUAAGCCUGAGGCUAAAAAUGAGGAUGUUGAUAUGAAGGAGUAG
Sungouiella intermedia is the source of this 1335-nucleotide messenger RNA. Lineage: Eukaryota; Fungi; Ascomycota; Pichiomycetes; Serinales; Metschnikowiaceae. The record is from the annotation of a GenBank genome assembly.